AUGUCUGCAGAUAUCAGGAACUUUUUUGGGGGCAAGACCUCUACGCCCAUUCGAGGGAAGGAGACCAAGAAGGAACAAGAUUCCAAGAAGAAACGCAGCAAAAGCCGCAAAAUUAUUGAUGAUAGUGAUGAUGAUGAGCCAGCGCCCAAGACAUCUACACCCAAGAAACCCGCCGCGAGGAAACCUGCACAGAAAGAGUCGCCAAAGGGGCAAGAAACCACCGCAGCCGAUUAUUUCGCAUCCAGCAGCAAGUCCAAAUCCAAACCGACCAAGCUAUCACCGACAAAACCUAUAGCCACCCCAAAAGCCGAAACCAAUGGCCGAUCGUCUGCUCGGAAGAAGGAGACAAAAUCUUACAAUGAUAAUGUAGAUGACGAUGACUUCGCUUUCUUAGAUGAUGAUGUGGAUGCUGGUGACGAUAUAUUUGCGGCAGACGUCAAAAAGGGCCACAAUCAGAAGGACGCAUACGUCGAGAGCGAUAGCCAUGAUGAUCUUAUAGUGAAACCCAAAAAAACUGUGGCGAAGGGGAAAACACCGGCAUCUAAAAAGAAUGGCGACAUUGAAAUGCAGGAUGUAAACGAUUCCUUCGUAAUGGUGGAUGGUAGUGAUGAUGCUAUGGUCGUUGAUAAGCGCUCUAGGACAGCUGGUGGUAAGAAGAGAAAGUCCGUGGACCUGGAAUCCGAGGAUGAGGAGGAUGCAUACAACAUAAAAUCUGUCAAGGGCAAGUCCGCGAAACAACCACCUGCAAAGAAACCUCGUGCCCAGCCAAAGAAGUCAGAUACAGCAGAGAGCUCGUCAAUACAGGCGAUUCUUGACAGCAUCCCAACCGUACGGCCGCCCACUCCUCCACCAAAAGAUCCCGAUGCGAAGUUCGAUUGGCGAAAGGCUGGCCAAGGUGGUGGAAAUGCUGGGCCGCCUCCUGCAGCAGGCUCAAAGGAAAUACCUGUCGGGCAUGAAAAUUGCUUAGCUGGGUUGAUUUUCGUGUUCACCGGUCUGUUGGAAACCCUCAGCAGAGAGGAGGGCCAAGAGCUUGUAAAGCGAUAUGGGGGUAAGGUCACCGGCCAACCAAGCAGCAAGACAAGUUACAUUGUUCUUGGGUCAGAUGCGGGCCCAUCCAAAUUAAGGAAGAUUAAGGAUCUUGGUCUCAAGACAAUCAAUGAAGAUGGAUUAUUCGUAUUGAUCUCAUCAAUGCCUGCAAAUGGGGGGGAUGGCAAGGCGGCGGAGAAGAAUUUGGAAAAGAAAAAGGCAGAUAUGGAUAAGAUUAAGAAAGAUGCUGAAGAAAUGGAAAUGGAAGAGCGACGAAAGGCUGAUGAGGCUGAAAAGGCUAGGAAAGCCGCUGAGAAGCUUGCUGCUUCAAAAGGAUCCACUGCUAGACCUCCGCCUCCCCCCGCUGCCCCUCCAAAUUCACAGCUAUGGACCACCAAAUAUGCACCCUCCCAGAUAAACCAAAUAUGUGGCAACAAAAUUCAAGUUGAGAGGAUUAUGUCCUGGCUUAGAGGUUGGCCCGUGGCGCACAAGUACAACUUUCAGAAGAAAGGCCCGGAAGGUCUUGGCGGGUAUCGAGCAAUCAUCAUCCACGGGCCCCCAGGUAUUGGGAAAACUACCGCCGCGCAUCUAGCUGCCAAACUUGCCGGAUAUGAUAUCUUGGAAAGUAAUGCUAGUGAUACCCGAAGCAAGAAGCUGGUCGAAAACGGUCUAGGCGAAGUGCUGAACAAUACUUCUUUGCGUGGAUACUUUGCAGGUCAUGGGAAAGCGGUAGAUGUCGAAAAGAAGAAAAUCGUCCUGAUUAUGGACGAAGUUGACGGCAUGUCUGCUGGAGAUCGAGGAGGCGUUGGGGCGCUAGCUAAGGUCUGCAAAACGACCGAUAUCCCUAUCAUUCUGAUCUGCAACGAACGAAAGUUGCAGAAGAUGAAGCCAUUCGACUUUGUGACAUAUGACAUUAUGUUUAAGCGACCAACGGUAGAUCAAGUUCGAUCGCGGAUUGCCACGAUCUGCCACAGAGAGGGUCUGAAGCUUCCAAUGAACGUUAUUGAUGCUCUGAUUGAGGGUAGCAAUAAGGACAUUCGGCAAAUUAUCAAUAUGAUUUCCACAGCGAAACUUGAUCAGGCGUCCAUGGACUUUGAUCAAGGGAAGUCUAUGUCCAAAGCUUGGGAGAAAUCCGUGGUCUUGAAGCCGUGGGACAUCUGCCACAAGCUCCUAGGGGGUGGAAUGUUUGCUCCGGCGAGUAAGGCCACCCUCAACGAUAAGAUUGAGCUUUAUUUCAAUGACCAUGAAAAGAGUUUCUUGAUGGUCCAAGAGAACUAUCUGAAUACCAAGCCGAUACUUGCCAACAACCUCACCGGGCGAGAAUACAAACUCAAGGCACUCCAGCUCGCUGACCAGGCUGCCGAGAGCAUCAGUGAUGGGGAUUUGGUCGACCGCAUGAUCCAUGGCUCCCAACAACAAUGGAGCUUAAUGCCAACCCAUGCAGUAUUCAGCACUGUUAGACCCGCUAGCUUUAUAUCUGGCCUCAUGACUGGUCACACUCAAUUCACACAAUGGCUUGGUAAUAACAGCAAGCAUGGCAAACUUGUUAGAUAUGUAAAGGAGAUACAGUCACACAUGCGCCUAAGGACGUCCGGCGAUCGUCAUGAAAUCCGUCAGCAGUACCUGCCUGUUCUUUGGACCCGGUUAAUCAGGCGACUUGAGCUUGAGGGGAAAUCGUCUGUUGAUGAUGUGAUUGAUCUCAUGGACAGCUAUUUCUUGACAAAGGAUGACUUCGAUUAUAUCAUGGAGCUUGGCCUAGGGCCGCAGGACCAGGAUAGUGUAAAGAUUGACACCCAAGCCAAGGCUACUUUCACAAGAUUAUAUAACCAACGAUCCCACCCCAUGCCGUUCAUGAAAGCUAGUAACGUCGUUGCUCCCUCAGCGAAGCUCAAGUCCGAAAAGCCUGAUCUUGAAGAGGCUCUUGAUGAAGACGACGAACCUGAAGCUGCAGCUGAUCCCGAACCCAAAGACGAAGACGAGGACAUCGAGGAUCUAUUGAAGAAGGACAAAUUCAUCAAGAAACCAAAGCCGGCCAAGAAGGCAGCAGCUGCGAAGAAACCCGCAAAGAAGAAAGCUGCGAAGGAUGAUGACGAUAUGGAUCUAGAAGAUGACUCCGAGGAGGAUGUUAAGCCGAAAAGGGGGAGGGCGAAGGCGAAGGCCGCGCCUAGCAAGGGGAAAGCAAAGAAGUGA
Messenger RNA from Venustampulla echinocandica, 3216 nucleotides. RefSeq lists its product as uncharacterized. Gene Ontology annotation, cellular component: nucleus; DNA replication factor C complex. The record is from RefSeq and is a predicted model, not a curated record. NCBI's taxonomy places the organism in Eukaryota, Fungi, Ascomycota, Leotiomycetes, Helotiales, Pleuroascaceae. The coding region runs from base 1 to 3216 and encodes 1071 amino acids. Gene Ontology annotation, biological process: DNA replication; DNA repair. Gene Ontology annotation, molecular function: ATP hydrolysis activity; DNA clamp loader activity; DNA binding. The transcript is spliced from 5 exons.